CACACACACACACACACACACAGUAUAUAAAGGCCGUCGUCUGCUGCUCUUCUUCUCAGUUGGACUCCGUCACACCUGCAGGUUCUCACCAUGGAGCAGAUCUACGUCAGACAUGUGGAGCUGCUGGGCUUCGAGAAACGCGACUUCCCCACUCAGCACUACGUUUACAUGCUGAUGGUGAAGUGGAGCGACCUCGGCGAGAAGCUCGUCUACAGGACGUAUCCUGAGAUCCACACCUUGCACAAAUCGCUGAAGGAGAUGUUUCCCAUCGAGGCCGGUCGAAUAGAAAAGAGGGACAGAGUCAUUCCGUCGUUACCAGCUCCGCGAUGGGUGGACUCCCAGAAGUCGACGGAGACCAGGCAGAGCACCUUGGCCGACUACUGCCACUCGCUCAUCAACCUGCCGCCUCACAUCUCCCGCUGCACACUGCUCACCAACUUCUUCAAGGUCCGACCGGAGGACGAGAACCCACCGGCCCCCAACACACAGAAAAGAAACGAGACAUUCGUGGUGUCCAGGGAGUUGGAUCGAGGAAAAGCAUCUGAGAUUUCCGGCCCCAUCAUCCUGGACACCUACAGGGUGAUUGCAGACUUCAGCCGGACGUCCAAACACGAGAUCGAGCUGCGAACCGGCGACCUGGUGGAAAUCGUGGAGAAAAAUCAGAACGGUUGGUGGUUCUGUGAGUGCGACGGUAAACGCGGCUGGGUUCCUGCGUCGUACCUGGAGCCGCUGGACCAACCGGACGAGACCGAGGACGCUGAACCAAACUACGAGGGAGAGAUGUUCAUCACCACCAACGCCUACAAGGCGGAGCAGGAGGACGAGAUCUCUCUGGAGAUGGGUGAAAUCAUCGAGGUGAUUCACAAGCUGCUGGACGGCUGGUGGGUCGUCAGGAAAGGAGAAGAGACGGGACAUUUCCCCUCCAUGUACCUGCAGAAGGCCGGAAACCGAGAGACACAGGCGGCGGCGGCGAGGAGGACGAACCCACAGGGACAGAAACCACCGCCGCGCAGGUCCACCAUCCGCAACGCCAAGAGCAUCCACGACAGGUCUCGCCAGCGGCUCAGCCAGGACGCCUACCGCAGGAACAGCCGCCGGUACCUGCAGCAGAAGGGUGGCCGCCGCCUCAACGAGCCGCACAGUAACUCCAAGAGCGCUGCCAAGUCGCCACUGAAGGAGAGGAAGAACCAGGACAACAUCCCCGAGCCGUCCGGCUCCAGUUCGGAGAGCGAGGUGAAGCGGGAGACCCCGGUCGUCCCUCCCCGCCCGAGUCCAGAGCUCAUCCUGGAGCGCUGCACCGACAACACCCGCAAGAGAGUCAGCAUCAACAAGUUGCGCCCUAACAACUAAGCGUGGGAAUGAAAACAGCCGCCUGAGAGUUUCUCUUCCCGAGCACGUAAAACAGCAAAUCUUAAUUUUUAUGCUUUGUUGUGUGUGUGUGUGUGUGUGUGUGUGUGUGUGUGUGUGUGCAUUAAACAAACAACAUGUAACAAAUUAAUAUCUUAGCUUUACAGGAGCUGAUAGGUGAAUUUUGUUAUUUUAGGACCGAGCUUAUGCUAAGCUAAGCUAGCCAGCUGCUGCCUGUAGCAUUAUACUGAACAGAUGUCAGAGGUCUCAUCUAAAAUAACCAACUAUUUUGUAGUUCACUUCUAUCCGCAUAUAUUUGUUUUCAAACAACUGCGGAGCUUUGUUUGUUUGUUUGUUGUAUGCAAAAUAAAUAUACACAAUAAUAAAAAACAAAAACGUGAAA
This is a messenger RNA of Scophthalmus maximus (turbot), 1750 nucleotides long. It is a transcript of the gene ncf1, whose product is annotated as neutrophil cytosolic factor 1. The record is from RefSeq and is a predicted model, not a curated record. The coding region runs from base 91 to 1350 and encodes 419 amino acids. Gene Ontology annotation, biological process: superoxide anion generation; respiratory burst. Gene Ontology annotation, molecular function: superoxide-generating NADPH oxidase activator activity; phosphatidylinositol binding; protein binding. Lineage: Eukaryota; Metazoa; Chordata; Actinopteri; Pleuronectiformes; Scophthalmidae. The transcript has 11 exons. Gene Ontology annotation, cellular component: NADPH oxidase complex; cytoplasm.